CUCUCUCUCUCUCUCUCUCUCAUUCUCUCCCGCUCCGACUCUCUCUCUCUCUCUCUCUCUCUCUCUCUCUCUCCCCCCCAAACUCAUCAUCUCCCGUACUCGUCCUCCAAAACCCUACUCUGGAGCUAUCACCUCCCCCAAACCCACCUCCUCCACCGCACCGGAGCACUCCACGCUCGCAUCUCGCCGCUGAAGCAUCUCGCGAGCGCCGGCCGCCUCCGCCGCACGCCCGCCGUCGCUCCGCCUGGCUCCACCUCUCAUCGGGCGGCGCCGACAGGGAUGAGCUCAAGGUGCGCACGGAUCACAAAUUGCGGCCAAAUUAGUGGAAAUUAGUGAAAAUCUCGAUCAGGCAGAAGCUAAAAUACCAAGAUUUAAUCAAGCAGUACAGAAAGAUUAAUGCGAAAAAAAGAAAAUGUCAAAGAGAGAGGGAGAGAGUCAGAGAGUUAGAGAGGAAGAGAAUGAUAGAGAGAGACAGAGAGAUGAGAAGGAGAGAAAACGUUUAUUAAACCCUCUUUACAACAGCCUAAAGGAGAGAAGACAUCUAUUAUACCCCUAGUACAGCAGCAUGGAUCUCGAGACAAUCCUAUGAUGGAUUUCGUUGAACUAGAAAACAACCAGCAUGUGUCAGAAGCAUUUUCCGAUCAGCUAUCUUUACCUAGUUCCCCUGGUACAAAUGAGAUCUAUGACGAAUCACCAAUAUGCCCUCGUAUAGGUGAGCAGUUCCAGGUAGGAAUUCCAAAUUUGGCAACAGAAGCUGAACGCCAGCAGCUAUGGUCUUGCCCAACUGAUAAUGGCCUCAUGCUCCGGUUCAAUUAUCCUGUGGGAAUAGGAUUAUCUAUUCCAAUUAUGUGGGUUCAUCAUCAAAAUGUCAGCAUCAAAGAAGAAGGAAAAGACUCAAAAGUGAAUAGAAGUGGAUGUAAAGAAGAAAAUUCAUACGAUCACGGGACACUUUCUAAAACUUUGAUAUGUAAAGUUGAAUCUGGAAAUGACCAAGAAUACAUUCCACUUCCUGGUUCAUCGACCUCCUCUUGGAGUGAUGUGGAGGCGCAGUGUUUUCUCCUUGGACUUUAUAUUUUCGGGAAGAAUCUUGAACAGCUUAGAAAAUUUGUAGUGUGUAAAAUGAUGGGGGAUAUAUUAUCCUACUAUUAUGGGAGCUUCUAUAGGUCUGAGGCAUAUCGAAGAUGGUCAGAGUGUAGAAAGAUAAGAAGCAGGAGGUGCAUACUUGGGCAGCGCAUUUUUACAGGUUGGAGACAGCAGGAGUUGUUGUCACGCUUGCUUCCUGCAAUACCGAAAGGAGCCCAGGAUUCUUUGCUUGAGGUUGUCAAGUCAUUCAAUGAGGGCAGAGCUUCUUUUGAGGAAUUCAUUUUUACUUUGAAAUCCAUUGUUGGUACACAAGCCCUCAUAGAAGCCAUCGGAAUCGGCAAGGGAAAGCAAGAUCUCACUGGAGUCAUUCUGGAUCCAAUCAGAUCGAACCAACCUGCCUCUUCCCGAUCCGAAAUACCUGUCGGCAAAGCAUGCUCCUCUCUCACAUCCAGCGACAUAAUCAAGUUCUUAACCGGUGAUUUCAGGUUGAGCAAGGCAAGAUCAAACGAUCUUUUCUGGGAAGCUGUUUGGCCUCGCCUUCUUGCAAGAGGGUGGCACUCUGAACAGCCAAAGCACCUCAAUACUGUUGGUUCAAAGAACACACUAGUAUUUCUCAUGCCGAGUAUUAAGAAGUUUUCGAGAAAGAAGCUCGUGAAAGGCGAUCAUUACUUCGAUUCGGUUAGUGAUGUAUUGAGCAAAGUAGCAUCUGACCCAAGGCUUUUGGAGUUAGAAGGUGAUGGUGUUGAUGAAAAUGGGUGGGCUGUGGAUACUAGCAAUACCAACAAAGAUGGUAUGUCUGAUCAGCAUCGGCGAAGCUAUCUCCGCCCGAAGCUUCCAAAUUGCAACUCAGAACUUAUGAAAUUUACUGUUGUGGACACUAGCUUAGUUCAAGGAGAGGGGCCAUUCAAGGUGAGAGAACUGAGGAGUUUACCUAUUGAUGUUGCGUUUAAUUAUGAACCUUCUUCAGCUCAUUCUACAAAGAGUGAGAGCUCGUCAGAGCAGUCGGAUUCUGAUGAGAGCUCAUUGGACGAUCAAGGAAGUUCCGAUCAACAUACACUUGAUGAUAAGAAUCUCGGAAAAAGCACAAAUAUGGAGAUUAAUGGUCAUGUUUCUGAUGGUCAACUCUUUGAUGCCUUAAACAGUAAAACUUCUAUUAAGGAUGAAAUGUGUUACCUAAGCCAAAGGACAAAACCGGGGCAGCAAGUGUAUCUAUCCCCUAUAGUGAAAAGGAGAAGAUUAGCCGCCACAUCGAAGUAUGACGGGAGUGGUCGCCGAACUGCUUUUGCAAGAUGCCAUCAGUUGAAUAAAGAGGAAACCGAUCGAAAGUUGGAUUCACCUAAAGCAAACGAAGUCGGAGGAGAGGAUGCCCUUAAUCACAGGAACAAGGCCAUUGACUCCUCAACUAAAGAUAGCCCAGGCGAGGGAAAAAAUCAUGUAAAAACUGAGGAAAAGGCCAUAAAGGAAGAGCCUCAUCUUCAACCGCACUCUUUCAUCGAUCUAAACAUUCCACAAGAACCACCAGAACAUGAGAUUGGCGAAAACUUGUCCAUAGCUUUGUCGGUGAGCAAGGAUGGGCCAUCAAAUUCAGAUAAACGUGCAUAUACGUCAGAAACCAAGCCAGCGGAUGUAGAAACUUCUAAUAAUGAGACGAAUAUCGAGAUGAAGACUUGGAGGCAGAGCACCAGAAACCGACCGCCAACUACUAGGGCUUUGGAGGCUCUUGCAUGUGGGUUUAUUGGCACAAAGAGGAAGAGCCGGGACGUGAAGGUGCCAUCUUCGAGGCCCUCUCGACGGGCCCGCAAACCGGUUGAAGCCCACGUGCCUUCUUCAUCCCCUAGUAUCGGAGAUUCAAGUCCUGUAAUAGAUGACUUGCAGAAGAGCAACAUGAAUAACACAGUUCCAUUGAGCGAGUCCCAUCCGCCUUCCGAUACAAAAGGGACUCACGAGCUUGGAGUACCUUAGCCCACAUUAGGGUUUGGUUGCUAGAGGCCAACUCAGUGGGUGGAUCUUCAUUCUCAAUGUGUCCAAGGAAUGGUGGGGUAGUGAGAAGUUGAUGAUUUAUCAGUUGAAAAUCCUUUCCUUUCCUCAAUAUAGAACUGGUCUAGAGGAGAUUGAAAACACAUUCUAUGGUCUCAAGGUGAUUGAUUAUUGGCUUCAUUUUCCUGUUUAGGUGGAGCUAGAACACCUAAGAGGCUUAAUAAGAUUCAGCUUCACUAUGGGUAUUCUUGAGGAGGUAUCACACUGGCUCAUCCGUCGACUUAAAACUCAUUAAGAGUACUUCGUGAAUUCUACUUGUUAUUGCUGCUCAAUUGGGCUUAUUCAUCAUGUAAUUGACAGAAUAAAUUGAAGAGCAGUUGCUAACUUGGCCUUCAAGAUGGAAUACAAAAGAAGUUGGUUAGUUUCAUUUGAUACUUUAGCAAUCAAGUCAUGUUCUAUGCUUCCUUGUAAUGCAAACUUUACAUUAUUGUAUCAUCGUAAGCAUUGUAAAAGUUGUUUUCUUUUAGUUGGUAA
Ananas comosus (pineapple) is the source of this 3594-nucleotide messenger RNA. RefSeq lists its product as uncharacterized. Lineage: Eukaryota; Viridiplantae; Streptophyta; Magnoliopsida; Poales; Bromeliaceae. Gene Ontology annotation, cellular component: nucleus. Gene Ontology annotation, molecular function: transcription corepressor activity. The transcript is spliced from 4 exons. The record is from RefSeq and is a predicted model, not a curated record. Bases 586 to 3045 code for a protein of 819 amino acids.